Messenger RNA from Syngnathus acus (greater pipefish), 2544 nucleotides. RefSeq names its product cell adhesion molecule 2-like. Bases 193 to 1395 code for a protein of 400 amino acids. Lineage: Eukaryota; Metazoa; Chordata; Actinopteri; Syngnathiformes; Syngnathidae. The transcript has 10 exons. The record is from RefSeq and is a predicted model, not a curated record.
CCUUCCUCGCCCACCCACCUCCCUCCCUCCUCCUCCUCCUCCUUCCUCCUCUCAAGCAGCAUCAUCAUCACCCGUCAGAGUUCAUCCAUGUAGUCUGCGCAUCCCCGUCUGGAUAAGUGAGCCCUCUUUCUCCGUUCCCCACGCGUGGAGCGCCAAGUCACGACAAGGCAGCGAAACAUUUGAGAAGUGAAGAUGACGAUGCUCCAGCGGCACUUGCUCUUCCUCCUCUCCAGCCUGGGCGCCAGCAUUUUUGGAGUGGAAGGGACAAAAAGCAAACCCAGAGGUGGCCAAGGUCAGUUCCCCAUCACUCAGAACGUGACAGCAUUGGAGGGCUCGGCCGCCAACAUGACCUGCCGGGUGGACUUCAACGAUAACACCUCCCUGCAGUGGUCCAACCCCGCGCAGCAGACGCUCUUCUUCGGUGACAAGAAAGCUCUUCGGGACAACCGGAUCGAGCUGGUGCGAGCGUCGUGGCAGGAGCUCACCAUCCGCAUCAACGACGUCAGCCUGGCCGACGAGGGCCAGUACACGUGCUCGCUCUUCACCAUGCCCGUCAAGACCACCAAGGCCUUCCUCACCGUCUUAGGUGUGCCGGAGCGGCCCAAGAUCACGGGCUUCACCAGCCCGGCCCUGGAAGGCGAGAGCAUCAGCCUGACGUGCACCACGACGGGAAGCAAGCCGGCGGCUCAACUCCGGUGGUUCCGCAACGACAAGGAGGUCCAAGGCACCACCGAGGUGACGGCCUCGGGCAAGUCGUUGACGGUGAGGAGCAGCCUGCGCUUCCAGGUGGAGCGAGGCGACGACCUCGUGGCCUACACCUGCAUGGUGGAGCACGUCUCUCUGGCCAACCCUUACGUGACCACCGAAGUCCUGGAGGUCUACUAUGCUCCCCAUCUGGAGAUCACGCAUUCGCUGAUCAUCCCGCAGGAGGGCCAGUACUUGAAACUGGAGUGUGUUUCCAGAGGAAACCCCAGACCAGAAUCGGUCGUGUGGUCCAAAGACGGCGGCGACCUGCCCGACGUGGAGCGCAUGAUCGUGGAGGGCCCAGAGCUCACCAUCACCACGCUGAACAAAACCGACAACGGCACGUACCGCUGCGAGGCCAGCAACCAGCUGGGCACCAACAGCGCCGAGUAUAAACUCUUUGUCUACGACCCCAAUGCCAUCGGGCAGCACGGGCCCGACCACGCCCUGAUCGGCGGCGUGGUGGCCGUGGUGGUUUUCAUCACCUUGUGCUUGAUCAUCGUCCUGGGCCGCUACCUGGCCAGACAUAAAGGCACGUAUCUAACGCACGAGGCCAAAGGGUCCGAGGACGCCCCCGACGCCGACACGGCCAUCAUCAACGCCGAAGGGAACCACAUGCACGCCGAGGAGAAGAAGGAGUACUUCAUUUAGGCUUUCCUCUUCUUUUUGGACAACAGACAUGCAAAUAGAAGCUGCCUCCGUGUCACGUCCUCCUUUUUAUUCAUUUGUUUUACGCGUCGUCAUUCACGGACCUUUUUUUUCCCCCUUCUUAAUUGACGUCACGUUCCAGCGAUAUCAGCGCCAGUCAAAGUUGUUUCUUUGUUCAACAGGUUUGUUAGCAUUCGGGGAGGAUUUUUUUCUUCUUUCUCCUCCACAAUAGCGCAAAGCAAGAUCCCAAAGUUGACCCUCAAACGCAAAAUGUAGAAGCACAAUCUUCAAUAGAUGAAAGCCGGCUUUUUUUUUUUUUUUUUUUCCCCCGGGCUGGCAUUUAAAAAAGCACAAAUUUGCGAGGACGCCAACUGGUUCUUGACUCAGGAUUCGUAACGGGAUCAGAGAGGGAAAAAAGCGUUUGGUCCACCCCCACCAAUGUGAAAGCCCCAAGUGGGGGGAGGGGAGAGACACUUAACAUGUGCAUAUUGCUGUUAAAUACUUUUGCUAGAAUGUGAAUAUUGGUGAAGAAUAUUGUUGAUUAUUUCGAUCCCUGGCGCAUUUGUUUAUGGUUAUUGGUGCUGUUCAAUGAAAAGCACGUUAAAUAAGUAUUCUGUGGCUCCCUGUAGCGCCACGAGAAAGAAUCAUCGCCUAGUUAUAUUUCAUUUGGAAUCUUUAUUUAGGUCAUAUUUGUACAAUUUAUGGUGUAUUUUAUAUUUAGGUCCUGUUAAUUCAUUCACUGCCAUCGGUGGCUACGCUAUAAGAUUUGAAUAUUGGUCACGAUGGUGGUACUUGAAGAGCUUGAAUACUUGUUUGGAUGUAAAAAGGAUAAGAACCACUGUGUUACAAUAGAAAUCCAUCGUGUUCUUUGUUUAGCGGCUCACUUGGCGAUACGAGCUUUUCCUUGGAUAGCGACGGUACGCUUUAUCUGAGCUGUUCCGUAAGAUUUUUUUCUGUGGGCCAGAAGGUAUGUAAAUACUAUGUAAGUAUUGAAUUUUAGUCACGAAAAGUCAAUAGUUCCAACUUGAGUUUCAUAGCAUUUUCCAACAUGUUGUCGACGGACGGCUGUUUUCUUCUAUAAAGGAGGCUGAGGGGCCACUCGCAAAGCAAAUGGAAUGUGAAUCAAGGCGUUCAUUCAAUUACAACAUUUUA